GCCAUUUGGUUUCACUUGUUACGCGUGUCUUGGAGUUCCGUAAACAUGAAUAAUUUAAGUGUUCCGCGUGUCUUUCCACUCUAAAUAGCCUGCAAAUUAUUCCGGAAUAUCUUCGCCCAGCAGGCGGUAUAAAUCCAUAAAGCGAAGAGGUCGACGCGAUAGUGCUUAUCGGUUAUCGCUUUGGGGGCGAAAAAUUACGUAUAAGUGUCGUUAAACUUUGGAUAUGCAAACAAACUACUGAUACACUUUAUAGCAAUAGCACAGCAGACACAGCCCCAUGAAUAACCGCUUAACGAGAGCGCUGCCCAAAUAUUUGCCCGGCCAUAAAGCGUGUGACAAUCCAAGAAGCCAGCGAUGACGAUUGCAGCUCCGCCGAAGGUUUUCGGCGCGGAAAACAUGUUUAUGCAUAUAAAAGCCACCGCCAACGGCAAAGUUUGAUAAAGUGUCGGCGGCGAGAAUAUGCUGGAGAGUAUAUAAAUCCCGGCCAGGCCAGAACACAGCACAGUUGAAAUCCAGCCAUUCAGUCAAGAGGCAAUCCAACAAUCCAAAGGAAAACCAAUGGCAACAAUGAAACAACAAGUAUUUAUACUCCUAGCUUUGGCUGUAACCGUCUGCCAGGCGCUUCCUUAUGUGUCCUACGAUGAUGCAGAUGACACGGAGGUCAUCGAGCUGCCUGGAAAUGGCAUCGAGGAGGCACCACCCACUCUCGGUAAGGACAUCAUCGAUCUUACGCCGCUGGGCACGGCUCUCUUUGGCAAACCGGAUGAGGAGCAGACAGCCAACCGAGUGGGCAACUUCAGUGCCGAUGCGGACGAAAUGAAUCCUGAGGAACUGGGCAGCUACUUGGAGGGUGAUAUGCUGGUGCCGCAAACGGAUCUGAUCAUGAAGAAUGGCCUGCCCACCCAAUCAUCGCGUUGGCCCAAUGGCGUGGUGCCCUACGAGAUCCGUGGCAGCUUCAAUGCCAAGGACAUGGCCACCAUCGAGAAUGCCAUUGCCGAGUACCAUCGUCGCACGUGCAUUCGGUUUGUGAGGCGCAGUUCUGAGCGGGAUUACAUCUCCAUACGGAGCGACCAGUCCGGCUGCUGGUCAUCGGUGGGUCGCGUUGGUGGCAAGCAGGAGGUGAAUCUGCAAUCUCCCGGCUGCCUCAGCCGUCCCGGCACCGCCAUGCAUGAGCUGAUGCACGCUUUGGGCUUCCUGCACGAACAGAAUCGCAUGGAGCGCGAUGGCUAUGUGGCCAUCCAGUACAAUAAUGUCCAGUCCUCGGCAAUGAACAACUUCGAGAAGGCCGCCCGCACCGAGGCCUUUGGAGUUCCCUACGACUACGGCAGCGUGAUGCACUACUCAAAGAACGCCUUCUCCAUCAACGGACAGCCCACCAUUCUGGCCAUGCAAGCCAAUGGAGCCGACAAAAUGGGUCAACGGAAUGGCUUCUCUGACUUUGACAUCCAGAAGCUGAACCGCAUGUACGACUGUGGAACUGCCAACGCUGCUCCGGUAUCUCCGAGUGUCCCUGCUCCUGUUCCCGCUCCUGGAGCCGCUGCUGGCAGUGGCAAUCCCAUCGUGGACAGCUUCCUAGGAGGCCUGAUCAGCGGAUUGGGUCUGGGAGAUGAGAAAAAGGACACCAGCUCCUAAAAAGGACUUGGCCGCAGAAUCUACUAGCUCGUACGAUCACACACGCUCGAAAAUAUUUAAUGCAUCUCACAUACCAAACAUCUAGCACCAAUAUUUGAAUCUUUAGCUGAUAUGAUUAGUCGUUAAUUAAUAAAA
Drosophila rhopaloa is the source of this 1767-nucleotide messenger RNA. RefSeq names its product hatching enzyme 1.2. Lineage: Eukaryota; Metazoa; Arthropoda; Insecta; Diptera; Drosophilidae. The record is from RefSeq and is a predicted model, not a curated record. The transcript has 2 exons. Gene Ontology annotation, molecular function: metalloendopeptidase activity; zinc ion binding. Gene Ontology annotation, biological process: proteolysis. The coding region runs from base 559 to 1632 and encodes 357 amino acids.